GUGUGGAGGGUGCAGCUUUCCAGAGUAGACUUCCACAUGACCGUAUGACAUCUCAAGAAGCUGCCUGCUUCCCUGAUAUAAUCAGUGGGCCACAGCAGACUCAGAAGGUGUUUCUGUACAUCAGGAACCGCACCCUGCAGCUCUGGUUGGAUAACCCAAAGAUUCAGUUGACAUUUGAGGCAACUAUCCAACAAUUAGAAGCACCUUAUAAUAGUGAUACGGUGCUUGUUCACAGAGUACACAGCUAUCUGGAGCGGCAUGGUCUAAUCAACUUUGGUAUCUACAAAAGAGUGAAGCCCCUUCCAACCAAGAAGACCGGAAAGGUGAUCAUUAUCGGUUCUGGAGUCUCUGGGUUGGCAGCAGCUCGCCAGUUGCAGAGUUUUGGAAUGGAUGUCACAGUUCUGGAAGCCAGGGACCGAGUAGGAGGAAGAGUUGCUACCUUUCGCAAAGGGAACUAUGUUGCUGAUCUAGGAGCAAUGGUGGUAACAGGACUUGGAGGAAAUCCCAUGGCUGUGGUCAGCAAACAAGUGAAUAUGGAAUUGGCUAAGAUCAAACAAAAAUGCCCUCUUUAUGAAGCAAAUGGACAAGCU
This is a messenger RNA of Fulmarus glacialis (Northern fulmar), 590 nucleotides long. Its product is annotated as lysine-specific histone demethylase 1A-like. NCBI's taxonomy places the organism in Eukaryota, Metazoa, Chordata, Aves, Procellariiformes, Procellariidae. The transcript has 6 exons. Gene Ontology annotation, molecular function: protein binding; oxidoreductase activity. The record is from RefSeq and is a predicted model, not a curated record. The annotation marks the transcript as partial.